This is a messenger RNA of Selaginella moellendorffii, 1087 nucleotides long. RefSeq names its product syntaxin-71. Bases 35 to 832 code for a protein of 265 amino acids. NCBI's taxonomy places the organism in Eukaryota, Viridiplantae, Streptophyta, Lycopodiopsida, Selaginellales, Selaginellaceae. The record is from RefSeq and is a predicted model, not a curated record. The transcript is spliced from 9 exons.
CAGGAGUUAGGGCUCCUCCCCAUUUUAACAGGCCAUGAGCAUCAUCGACAUGCUCGUCCGGGUGGACGCCAUCUGCAAGAAGUUUGACAAGUAUGAUCCGUCCAAGCAGCACAAGGACCUCAUUAUCAACCCGGACGACCACUUCUUGCAGCUCUACACCACAAUGGAGGCCGAGAUCGAAGCUACCGUCAAGAAAGCGAACGAGGCCGCCGAGGAAAAGAACAGAGCCGCUGUCGCCACCAUGAAUGCAGAGAUACGACGGACCAAGGCAGCUCUGCGCGAAGAGAUCCCGAAGCUCGAGAGGCUGGCCAAGAAGAAGGUGAAAGCACUAUCUCCGGAGGAUCUUGCCGCCCGUCCAGACCUUGUUGUUGCCCUGGCAGCCAGAAUCGAUGACAUCCCCGAAGGCACCAUGAUGGGGGCCAAGAAGAAGAAGAAGAUCGACAAGUCACACAUUGAGAUCAAGAUCGACUCUGCCGCCGCUGCUUUCAGCUCCGAGAGGUACGAACACACGGCGGAGUCAGCAGCCUACCAGGAAGAGUUUCAACACAGAAAGAACAAGCAGGACCAAAACCUCGACAUCAUUUCGGAAGGCUUGUCGACGCUCAAAAACAUGGCGGAAGAUAUCAGUGAGGAGCUCGACAAGCAAGAUCCCAUGGUCGGCGAAAUGGAAGAGAAGAUUGAUAAAGCAACGGGGGACCUGACCAAGAACAAUGCGAGAAUGAAAGAGGUGGUGUCGAAGAUCCGAUCGGGAAGGAACUUCUGCAUUGACGUUAUACUGCUUUGCGUCCUCUUGGGCAUAGCUGCCUAUAUCUACAAGGUGCUCAAGAAAUGAUCAUGUUUUGGGAGGUUGGCAAUUUUUACAUUUCUAUUGGUUUGCUGGAUUGCUCACGCUCUUCAAUUUGGCCUCCACCAGUGCCAGUGUGGCGUCCAUUCGCAAGAUCCUCCUGUUCGACAUCACUUUUAUCAACAUAGUGCAGAAGAAACGCCAGGAUUUUUACUGGUGUAAAUGACUGAGCCUUGUGUCACACGCGCUCGAGACCUUGUUGAGGAGCUCCACCGUGUUGAUUAUAAAGACAUUCACCUGAUA